GUUCUUUCAGUUGCCGGAGAAGAAUGGUAACAUGAACAGCGGAGCGUGAGAGCGUCACGCGGGAAGGGGAAGAGAUUGAUGGGCAGAGCGCUCACUUCGCGGAAGAGCACGUUCCCGGGGCUGCGCGAGGCGAAGCGGCGCGGCGCCUCCACUCCCUGGCUGGACUCCGCUGACAUCUGUAGCCUCCCUUCCAGCAGGCUCCCCGCUCGCCAGCCGCCGCCUGCCGAGGACAGUUGAGACCGCGCGUGAGCAUCCAGGAGUUUGUGGACCUCCAUCCGAACAGGAGUUGUGUUCCGGAGUCCCUGGAUCCGCGUGGAGCCCUCCAGCACGCUGGCUUCGGAGGGAGUUGAACUUGAGUUCAGAUGCCCAACUCCCUCUGAAUCGUGCAGACUGGUGCUGAGCACGCAACAAAAGUUUUUAGCUUCUCCUCAGUUUCUGGUGCUUCGCAGGGGAGAGGAAAGGACUUUGGCAUUAAACACAAGAACCAGUCAGGGAGCCAUCUCCUUUAACUUUUCUUCUCUGUUAUCAUUUGCAAUGAAGAGGAAACAGAAGAGAUUUCUGCAGAUGACUUUGUUAUUCAUGGUGGCUUUAAUUUUCCUGCCCAAUAUUGGUCUCUGGUCUCUGUACAAGGAUAAGCACCUGGUGAAAUCUACAGAACCCGGGGAGCAGCAGACAUUUCCACUGGGCCUGGGAGAUGGGCAAUUCUAUGCAUGGACAGAUGGUUUGAGAAGAAAGGACUGGCAUGACUAUGAAAGCAUUCAGAAAGAGGCUAUGCGCUCAGGGAAAGGUGAGCAUGGGAAACCUUACCCCCUCACUGAAGAGGACCAUGAUGACUCAGCUUACAGGGAAAAUGGUUUCAAUAUUUUUGUCAGCAACAAUAUUGCUCUAGAGCGGUCCCUGCCAGAUAUUCGCCAUGCUAAUUGUAAGCACAAGAUGUACCUGGAAAGGCUGCCAAACACCAGCAUCAUUAUCCCAUUUCAUAAUGAAGGUUGGACUUCACUCCUGCGUACUAUCCACAGUAUAAUUAACCGAACCCCAGAGAGUCUGAUAGCAGAAAUCAUUCUAGUAGAUGACUUCAGUGAUAGAGAACACUUGAAGGAUAAAUUAGAAGAAUAUAUGGCCCGAUUUUCCAAAGUAAGGAUCGUUCGCACCAAGAAAAGGGAAGGGCUCAUCCGGACCCGACUCUUGGGGGCAUCUAUGGCAAGAGGAGAAGUCUUAACGUUCCUGGACUCCCACUGCGAGGUCAAUGUGAACUGGCUGCCCCCUCUCCUUAACCAAAUUGCACUAAACCACAAAACCAUCGUGUGCCCCAUGAUCGAUGUCAUUGACCACAAUCACUUUGGGUAUGAGGCACAAGCUGGGGAUGCCAUGCGAGGCGCCUUCGACUGGGAAAUGUACUACAAAAGAAUCCCCAUUCCUCCAGAGCUCCAGAGGGCAGAUCCCAGCGACCCUUUUGAGUCUCCCGUUAUGGCUGGAGGUCUCUUUGCUGUGGAUCGAAAGUGGUUUUGGGAGUUGGGUGGCUAUGACCCAGGUUUAGAAAUCUGGGGAGGAGAACAAUAUGAAAUCUCUUUUAAGGUUUGGAUGUGUGGAGGAGAAAUGUUUGAUGUCCCAUGUUCUAGAGUUGGUCAUAUCUACAGAAAGUAUGUCCCUUAUAAAGUUCCAUCUGGGACCAGCCUGGCAAGAAACCUGAAGCGUGUGGCUGAGACCUGGAUGGAUGAAUUUGCUGAGUACAUUUACCAGCGACGCCCAGAAUACAGGCACCUGUCCACCGGGGACAUCUCGGCCCAGAAGGAGCUGCGCAAACAGCUCAAGUGCAAGGACUUCAAGUGGUUCAUGGCUGCAGUGGCCUGGGAUGUGCCUAAGUACUACCCUCCGGUGGAGCCCCCACCAGCCGCCUGGGGGGAGAUUCGAAACGUGGCAGCAAAUCUCUGUGUGGACAGCAAGCACGGAGCCACAGGCACCGAGCUGAGGUUGGAUAUCUGUGUCAAGGACGGUUCUGAAAGGACGUGGUCUCAUGAACAGCUCUUUACUUUGGGAUGGAGAGAAGACAUCCGACCCGGGGAGCCACUUCACACCCGAAAAUUCUGCUUCGAUGCAAUCUCGCACAACAGCCCGGUCACUCUCUAUGACUGUCACGGCAUGAAGGGGAACCAGCUCUGGGGAUACAGAAAGGACAGAACAUUAUUCCAUCCUGUGAGCAACAGCUGUGUGGACUGCAACCCCGCAGAGAAGAAGAUUUUCAUGGCCAGAUGUGACCCUCUAUCUGAGACUCAGCAGUGGGUUUUUGAACAUCUUAAUAUGACUGUUUUAGAAAAAUUUAACCACCAUGCCAGCUCCUAG
Messenger RNA from Panthera uncia (snow leopard), 2340 nucleotides. It is a transcript of the gene GALNTL6, whose product is annotated as polypeptide N-acetylgalactosaminyltransferase like 6. Gene Ontology annotation, cellular component: Golgi apparatus. The coding region runs from base 535 to 2340 and encodes 601 amino acids. The record is from RefSeq and is a predicted model, not a curated record. Lineage: Eukaryota; Metazoa; Chordata; Mammalia; Carnivora; Felidae. The transcript has 13 exons.